UAUUCAAUCCCCUCACUCCUUCCCUUAUGCCUCCAAACAUAUUCUUCUUCCUCUCACUGCCAGAGUGAUUUCAGAAGAUUCUGUAGCAGGUUCUCGGAAGCCUAUUGUGCAGUAACAAAGAAUUCCAGCAGUGAGCUGUGAGUUCUGUCCUUGCUGGCUUUCCCAAGUGGAAGGCCACCCUCAUCUUUCACUAAUGGCAGACUAGGACAAGCAUUAACCAGGCCUGCAAGCUUGUUUAGCACUAGGAACCCAAGCAAGAACUCACCAUGCCGAUCAAACCUGUUGGGUGGAUAUGUGGGCAGGUGUUGAAGAACUUUUCUGGAAGAAUCGAGGGGAUCCAGAAAGCAAUCAUGGACCUUGUAGAUGAGUUUAAAGAUGAAUUUCCUACCAUCCUAAGAUUAUCACAGUCUAAUCAGAAAAGAGAACCUGCGCAGAAAACAUCCAAAAUCAGGAUGGCUAUUGCUUUAGCUAAGAUCAAUCGAACAACAUUAAUUCGUGGAUUAAACAGCAUAUCCAGAUCCUCCAAAUCAGUGGCCAAACUUCUGCAUCCUCAGCUUGCAUGCAGACUUUUAGAGCUAAGGGACAUAUCUGGUCGUCUGCUGAGGGAAGUUAAUGUGCCAAGGCAACCCCUAUAUAACAUGCAGGUCAGAAAGGGUUCUUUGUUUGAAAUCAUCUCCUUUCCAGCAAAGACUGCUUUAACUAGCAUAAUAUAUGCUUCAUAUGCAGCACUAAUUUAUUUGGCGGUCUGUGUUAAUGCUGUGCUGGAGAAGAUAAAGAACAUCUUCCAGGAAGAAGAAUCCAUAAGGCAAAACAGAGAGCAGAGUGAAAAUUGUAGAAAAGCCUUUUCUGAGCCUGUGCUUUCGGAGCCUAUGUUUGCUGAAGGUGAAAUCAAAGCAAAACCUUACAGGUCACUGCCGGAGAGGCCAGACAUUUCAGAUUACCCCAAGCUUCUUGCUAAUAAGCAGAGUAAUAAGAUCCAAGUUUUACAUUCUGUGUUUGACCAAUCAGCUGAAAUGAAUGAGCAAAUCUGAAUACAGAUAUCACUGAACAGAACCUAAGAGUUAUCUAUUUAAUGGCACAUUUCAUCUGACAAAACUCAGAGUCUAGUUUACAUAUUCUGAAUUGCUCUGCUUUCUUAAAAAAAAGAGAAGGGGGCUACUAUUAAAAUGUCAUUUUCUAGUAUUUACAUGAUAGAGUAAAUAAAAUGAGUAUUGAUGUGGAAUA
Piliocolobus tephrosceles (Ugandan red Colobus) is the source of this 1224-nucleotide messenger RNA. RefSeq names its product spermatogenesis associated 9 (gene SPATA9). The coding region runs from base 267 to 1031 and encodes 254 amino acids. The record is from RefSeq and is a predicted model, not a curated record. Lineage: Eukaryota; Metazoa; Chordata; Mammalia; Primates; Cercopithecidae. The transcript is spliced from 5 exons.